CGUUGUAACCUCAACAUUAAUUUAAGGUGUUUUAAUUCUAGAAUUAAAUCGAUGUUUAGACAAAUAAAUAUGAAAUAAAAUUAAAUAUGAGUUCAAUAAUGAAUGUAGAUUGGUUUCAUAAUAAAUUAACACGAACUGAAGCUGAAACUUUACUUAAAAAUAAUAAAACAGGUAAAGGUACGUUUUUGGUACGUGAGAGUAAUUCAUCGGUUGGUGAUUAUGUAUUAUCAGUUUUACAUUCGAAUAAUGAAGUGAUACAUUAUCAAAUUCGUAAACAUGGUGAUGAUGCUUUUUUUUCAAUUGAUGAAGAACAUAUAAUCCAUGGGUUAGACAGUUUAAUUGAACAUUAUCAACAAUUACAAUUAAUAAAUAAUAACAAUAAUUCAAGUACAAAUAAUAAAAUAGAACCAGAAUUAAAAUAUCCAAUACAAGGUAAUCCACCCCCAUAUUACACGCGUAGACAUGGACAAACGAAUCUAUUUCAUCGGGCUACAGAACGUAGUGGUUAUAAUGUGGUACGAGAAAUGUUAAAUUGUGGUUAUCGUAGCAUCGAUGCAAAGAAUCAUGAUGGACAGACAGCUGCACAUAUAGCAAGUCGAAAGGGUGAUAAUGAUAUUUUAAAGGAAUUAAUUGAAAAUGGUGCCAAUAUUAAUUGUGUUGAUGCAGCUGGAUGUACUCCAUUACAUUACGCAUGUCAAAGUAAUUUAAUAAACACCGUUAAAUUAUUAAUAUUAGAAGGUAAUGCCAACGUACAAAUACGAAAUCAUGAUACUGAUUGGGUGCCAUUACAUGAAGCUGCAAAUCGUGGUUAUUACAAUAUUAUCGAAACGCUCUUAGCUUUAAACGCACCAGCACGACCACGCACAAACAAAGAUGACACACCAGAAGAUUUAGCAUACGCAAAUAAACAUUACGCAUGUGCACAAUUGUUGCGUGAAUAUAAACAACCAGCAGCUAAGACGAGCAAAGAGGAAUGGUAUCAUGGUACGUUAGAUCGAAAUGAAGCGAAUCAAAUAUUCCAUAAGUAUGGAGUCACACAGCCGAAUAAUGUUAUCAGGGAUGGUACAUAUUUAGUACGGUAUAGUGAACGAAAUAAUAAUGCGAAUGAUUCGAUAUCGAAUGGAAAUUAUGUACUUACCAUGAUGGCACAGAAUAAGACGUAUCAUUAUAUAAUUGGCAGAAAGGAUUCGUUCUACUAUAUUGAUAAAGGACCCUAUUUUGAGUCAUUAGAACAUGUCAUCGAAUACUAUAGUCAUUUUUCGGAUGGAUUAUAUUGUAAAUUACAAUAUCCAAUCAAGCCAUUACCAAAACCGCCCUUACCUGAGUUUUCAACAAUACCAAGAAUCGAUCGGCUUACAUUUAGGAGCCCCCUUACAAGUCCACUCAACCUGACCGCAUCAACGACAAUAACCGCACACCAAACAGACCUAGAUAAACAAAUUAAUUUAAACAUAAGCAAUAAUAGUAAUAAUAUAAGCAUAGAAAAAGAAAUCGAAGAUACAAACACCUGUAUUAUAACAAAAGAUGACGAUAUGAACAACGAUGUUAUGUCACAAUUACAAUUAUACAACGAUUUAAUAAUCGCUAAAGAUCAAUUAAAAUUACAAAAUAUUAUUGGAAGCGGUGAAUUUGGUUUAGUUUAUAAAGGUCUAUACAUGAAUACGAUACCGGUUGCGAUUAAAACGUUAAAUAAUUAUAACAGUGAUUCGACGGAUCCGACAAGCACGAGUGACACGAAUUCAACAAGUAACGCAUUUAUUCAUGAAGCGAAACUUAUGUACAAGUUAAAACAUCAUUGUAUUGUUAAGCUAAUCGGAUUGAGUUACGAUUCUUUAAAUAACACGCUGAUGAUGGUCCAAGAAUUCGUUGAAUUUGGUUCCUUGUUAAAUUACAUGCAUUUACAACAACAGCAACCGGAUACUGUGUUAAAUACCACACAAUUGUAUAUAUGGUGUGCGCAGAUUGCAUGCGGAAUGUUAUAUUUGGAGCAACAACAGUACGUACAUCGAGAUCUAGCUGCACGAAAUGUUUUGGUGGCGUCACGAAAUCAAGUGAAAAUCAGUGAUUUUGGUUUAUCACGUACAUUUAACAAUAAUAGUAAUUAUUAUAAAGCGUGUAGUGGGGGAAAAUGGCCCGUGAGAUGGUAUGCACCUGAAUCGUAUAAUUAUGGAAAAUUUACACAUCAAUCGGAUGUUUGGAGUUUUGGAAUUUUAUUGUGGGAAAUGUUUACGUAUGGGCAACAACCGUAUGGUGAUUUGAAAGGUGUUGAGGUGAUAAAAUUAAUUGAUAAUGGACAACGUUUAUCAAAGCCCGCACAUUGUCCAGACAAAAUCUAUAAAAUAAUGUUGGAUUGUUGGCAACAUGAUCCACAAAAACGUCCCACAUUUCAACAGUUAUUUGACUUGUUUGCCGCUGAACCUGGUUACAUGAACAUACAAGAAUUAAUACAUACAGACGAUAUUAGCUAA
Molecule: messenger RNA, 2468 nt
Organism: Chrysoperla carnea
Lineage: Eukaryota; Metazoa; Arthropoda; Insecta; Neuroptera; Chrysopidae
Gene: Shark
Product: tyrosine-protein kinase Shark
Exons: 7
Coding region: 87-2468 (793 amino acids)
Biological process (GO): protein phosphorylation; innate immune response; cell surface receptor protein tyrosine kinase signaling pathway
Cellular component (GO): extrinsic component of cytoplasmic side of plasma membrane
Molecular function (GO): signaling receptor binding; non-membrane spanning protein tyrosine kinase activity; ATP binding
Source: RefSeq, a predicted model, not a curated record